GGGGAGGAAGAAAGAGGAGGAGGAAAUGACGCACAGGAAGUGUCCCUUUUCCCCUUGCAGCAGGGGGAAGGUAUCAAAACCCUCCCCCCCAAGAUGGCGGCGGUGACGGAGGAGUGGAUGGCGGAGGAAGGAGGCGGUGGCAGCUGCGGCGGCGGCUCUUCCCUGGCCGCAGGGGCGUCCCAGCGACUGUCGCCGCUGCCCCCGCCGCAGCCAGCGCUUCUGGGACCCCAGUCGCCGGCCUCUCCGUCUCUGGCCUUGGACCAGUUGCCUCACAACAACACGCUGGUGGCGCUGCCCAUCGUGGCCAUCGAGAACAUCCUCAGCUUCAUGUCCUACGACGAGAUCAGCCAGCUCCGCCUGGUUUGUAAGCGAAUGGACUUAGUCUGCCAGAGAAUGUUGAAUCAGGGAUUUCUGAAAGUGGAAAGAUAUCACAACCUGUGUCAAAAACAAGUUAAAGCACAGCUUCCAAGGAGAGAGUCAGAAAGGAGAAAUCAUUCAUUAGCUCGUCAUGCGGACAUCCUUGCUGCUGUAGAAACAAGGCUCUCACUGUUGAAUAUGACUUUCAUGAAGUAUGUGGAUUCCAAUCUCUGUUGCUUCAUUCCCGGAAAGGUAAUUGAUGAAAUUUAUCGUGUGCUGAGAUAUGUAAAUUCUACCAGAGCUCCACAACGGGCUCAUGAAGUCCUCCAAGAGUUAAGGGACAUUUCCUCCAUGGCAAUGGAAUACUUUGAUGAGAAGAUUGUUCCAAUUCUAAAGAAGAAGUUACCAGGAUCAGAUGUGUCUGGGCGACUCAUAGGCUCUCCUCCAGUUCCAGGACCUUCUGCAGCCCUAACAACAAUGCAGCUCUUCUCCAAACAAAAUCCUUCAAGACAAGAGGUCACUAAACUUCAGCAGCAAGUGAAAACAAAUGGUGCUGGUGUGACUGUACUCCGGCGUGAAAUUUCUGAGCUUCGCACUAAAGUGCAAGAACAACAGAAACAGCUUCAAGACCAGGACCAGAAACUGCUAGAGCAAACCCAAAUCAUAGGGGAACAGAAUGCUCGCUUGGCAGAACUGGAGCGAAAGCUUCGAGAAGUCAUGGAAAGUGCAGUAGGAAAUUCCUCAGGGUCCGGGCCAAAUGAGGAGUCUCCUCGGAAACGGAGAAAGGCAGUGGAAGCCAUAGACUCGCUUAGGAAAUCUAAACGCCUUCGAAAUAGAAAAUAACUUGGAAUUCAGUUAUAGCUCCAAAAAAGCAUGGCUUAGCACCCAUGCAGUCAUGCUCACAUGGAUACUUUGAUUUAGCAGCAUGGUGUCCUUUAGGCUGCUCGGUCUUCAGAACACAACUUAGACUUUGACAUUUAUUCAUUGUUGGGACAUUUUUCCCCUUUCUGUCUGGGUGGACUGAUGCACAGGAUGUUUUUAAUUUGCAAUAGAUUUGUACUAACUAGACCCACUCUAUCAUGUUUUGAGGAGUUAACCCUUUUUUCUGUGCAGAUGAUGUGUUAAAGUAAAUUUAUUUGUGUUUCUGCAUAUAUGCACAUUAAAUAAGGAUCUUAAAUAAACCCUAUCUUGACAGACUAGAAAUUAAGUUUAAGUACAGAAAAUGUCCUGUUCACUUGAAAGAAAAGACCUACUUUUUAAAUGGACACUAUCUUGUAUAAAAAAAAAGUUGACUUUUUGUUACAAGUGACCUUUGUCUGGAAUGUCUGAAAAGUAGUUAAUGCUUUUUGGUAUUGAAGUAAUGGGUGAUUGAAAAGGACUUCUACAGUAUUGACUGCAGAAGAGACCUCUACAGUAUUGACUAUAUAUUUUUGUAGACUACUGGCAAGGGACUCAUCCAGCUAUUAUAUACACAGUUUCAAUUCUCUGUUGGAACCAGGUCCUACAUUUGCAUGGAUAGCUGCAUGCACUGCCUCUUCAGCUCACUCAAGAGCACUUGCACUGGUACUGACCUUGAACCUCUAGAUUUUCCCAUUGAUAAGGAACAAAGCUAAGUCCUUGCUUCCCUAGUUAACAUCCACCUUCGUUAUGGCAGGCAGAGGUGAGCUUGAGCCUUUAAUGGGAAAAUGUACUCGUUCAUUGGACCUCCAUUUAUAUGGCGGUUGAACAGAACCCAUGCCUGUUGCAUUAUCCAUUCCCUGGAGAGUUCAGGUACUCUAGCUAAAGCAGAAACCCAACGUUCAAGACUCUUUUCUGUAUAUGUAGGACCUCUGGUUACUAGUACUGUCUUAUUACACUACUGUGUCAGCCCAUAAGUCAAAAUGUGAUGACUGAGUAGUGGACACUGCUUAUCUGUAUAACUCUUUCUUUCAUCAAUGAGGCAAAGUCCAUUCAAGAAAAUGGUUGUAUGAUGAAAAGACAUUUACAUCAUUUCAUUGGGGGAGGGGAGAAUAGCCAGGGAAAGCUUUUUAAUACUAAUAACUGUAUUCAAGCUUUCCUUAUCCUAAAACUUUAAACAAAAGCUUUAAUUUCUUUUGCACUCCUGUUUUAAACUUGUAACUGGAAAAGCAUGUCUUGCACUGUUCAAUCUUCUGAUUGGUCACUUUAACAACCUCUUAAGUUGUUGUAUACAGUGAUUAUUUUUCCCAGUUGUAUAUUUUUGAAACAUUAUACAGAUAAUCACUGUCCUUGUUUUAUUUUUUAAUGUACUGUAUAGCUAUCAUUUGACUGUUAAAAAUUAUUUUAAGCAACUGUUGCCUUGGGCUUCAGUGAAAUUAAAAUACAUUUAGAUAUAGCAUGGAAAAAUAUCUAUUUCCUUGUGGAAGUUUGACAUCUAAAUUAAGUCUCAGAUAUGGGUAAGAAUCUUAGUUUAAUAAAGCACAAGGUUACCACCUUUUGCAUCCGUCCAAUUUAAUGAAGUUAUACUUCUUAGUAAUUAACCCAACAAAAGUCAAUUUUUCCUAUCCAUUCAUAAUUGCCCUUAAAUUUAUAUUGAUAGUAUCUAACUUGGACAGUCCAUUUACAAUCUAUGUCUUAAGUAAGGAAUUUUAAUAGCUAAGCUCCUCCUGACUUGUUUUGGGAAGAGAUAAACUAGUGAUUUCCAGAAAACAUAUUUAUUAACACAGGUAAAAAAGUGCCAGGUUGGAAUUCAUCUCAGCUAGUUCCCUUUUUGUUACCAAAUUAUCUAUAAUGUCAUAGCUGGGGUGGAGGCCUGAUAGAAUACUUUAUGGCCUUUACUAAAGACUGCUUUUCUAGAAUUCAGGAGACUUUGUUUUCAGUGACAGAGUAUGUUAUCAUGUCAUCAGUUAUGAUGAUUAUGCAUUUAACAGUCAGUUUAAUAUUAAGAUGAAUACUUUUUAACAGGUCUUAAUGAAUUACAAAAAGCCUAUACUCCUGGGAAAGGUUUGUUUAGUACACUAUCCACUUAAGACUUCACUCUGAUUUCAUUUUUAUUUUUUUUAACUCACCUCCAUUCUGACCUUCCUUUCUUAUGUUUCUAUAUAAUAUCCUGAGUAUCCAGGCUGUUUGACCGUUAUGGUCUCCUAUUAGUAGAUACAAAUAGGUGGUUUUCAUGAUAAGCAAUCAGCACAUUAGAAAAUAAUUGGUGAGCAGCAAAACCCAAUUUCCAACAUUAAGCACAUUAAAACUAGAUCAAAUCAGUUUAUCAUUUACAAAGUACUCUUCCAUAGUGUUUCCAGCAUAUUACAGAAGUGUUCUUUAAUAACAAGAGCAAAUAGGACAUACUUCAAUUCUAAGGAAACAAGCUCUUGUUUGCUGUUUGUAAUCUUUUGUUCAAUGUUACUUGUUUUGAACGAAAAGUCUUGCUAUUAAAAAGAAUUUUAAAUUGUUUUCCUCAUAUAUUGAGAUUUUGGACAUCUGAAUUUAGCACAUUCUGAAAUUGCAUUUUUUUAAUAGUAGAUUUUCACUUAAGGGAGAAAGGAAGGGGAUAGGUACUGUAGACACUAUCACUCAUUUUUUAAUUGCAAAAAGUCUAGGAAACUGAAAAAACAAGAUAGGAGAUUUUUAUUUAAGUUUCUGGGAGAUACUUAUUUCUUUGAUCCACUAAAAGUUGAUGAUACAUAUACAGUAAUUUCAAAAAGCUAUCAUAUUGUCCAGGAUUGUCAUUAACUUGAAUGGUAAACAGUAUGAUGUAAGUAUGUGGUACUAUCAAAUCACUUGACAAAAUAAAUAAGUUUGUACUACAGUAUCCCAACUGUCUUCCGGAGCCUUUUCCAGGAGAGCUUGCUUCUCCUAGAAUUUACUUUGUUUUCAUGGACCACACUCACUAGAAGAUCAUUAUGCUAGAACAGAUUUUGAUCUAUAAUAUGAAAAAGGCACUUACAAGGAAUUUAGGAUUUUUCAACCCUAGGAUCUUUUCUUUCUGGCCUUUGUGUUUUGCUAUGUGAACAUUAUUUAUUUCUUUAUAUGGUAGUUUACUAAUUGUACAUUAUGAAAUCUACCCGCAUUAUUUUUUUCAAGCUCCUGGUUGGGACAGGCAGUGUGAUUUAGUGGGAAAAGGUACUGGAUUUGGAGUUAGAGCACCUAGUUUCAAAUCCUGACUACUACCUAUGUUACCUUGGGCAAGUCACUUCACCUAGCCUCAGUUUCCUCAUCUGUAAAGUGAAGGAUUUUAACUAGAGAGUCUUUAAAAUCCUUUCCUGCUCUGAAGCCUGAGUUUUCUGUUGUGUUUGGUCACAACAGACAGAACAGACAUUUGAACAUAUUAAUCAUUUUGAAAGGAACCAUGUAGGAUUCCAUGAAACUUAACUUGAUAUAGCCACUGUUGGAGUGUCAGGAAGCAACUUUUUCUAUAAUCAAUGUUUGUUUGUUUGUUUUUUUAAUAGUACUGAACUUUUACAGAAGCUGGCCUUAAACUGCUUAGUAGCUCCAAAAGAGAUAAGCUUUUGAUCUAAAUAUUAAGAUGCUAAAGGAAAUAUUCUGUUUGGUCCCCAACAUGGGUAAGGUAAGGAAAGAAAGUAAUGCUUAAUUCCAGUGAGCUAAAAGAAAUGUUACAACUUAAUUAUUGAGUGAAAAUAGAUGAAUGGCACAUGGAAAGAUUGUAUAAUGUGCAUUAUAUCUGGAUAUGGAUCAUUAAGUCAUUGAUACUGUUUGCAUUAUUUAUGCCAUUUCACAACCUGCACUUUAAUCUCCAAAGAAACUAAAUGCACAAUAUGCUGGCCAAUUAAAUUAGUUUUUUGGAGGUGACUUCCUUUUUAAGUUUUUAUUCAAUAGCUAUAGUAAUUUCUGAGAAUACUUGUAUAUUGCCCUAUUUCAAACAGCAUGUAACUUUGUGGUGUUAGGAAAGUGAAAACAACAUAAAUCUAAUACUUAAUGCACAACAUAAUAUCUUUAUAUCCAGUUCUGUCUUUUCUUGAGUACCCUAUUUUCAGGCACCUUUAAUAAAUCAAUGCUAUAAAUAAUAGUUGAGGUUAGAAAUAAAAAGUUCCCUGCAAAGCAACUUUCUGAACAGGAAGAAUCUUAGAAGUCUGGUCACGUUAUAAAACUCCUUGAAAGUGGAAGCCAUCUGAAUUAGCUUCUAAUGAUAAAAAUGUGAUCAUUUAAAAUGCUUAUGAUAAAUAGGUUUUUUCAACUCUGACAAUUGUCUUCAUCAUUUUAGUCCAAUUUCCUCAACCAAGAAACCAUCAUUUUCUUGGAAAUCAAAAGGUGUAAUAAUGAAAAUUACCCUAUAAAAGCUGCAGAGCAACUGAUUGCCUAUUCUUGACUUUGAUUAAUAAAGGCUUUUAAUAAUAAUAGUAUUGAUAAAAUGAAUACAUUGGUGAUAAAAUUGCAGGCUGGAGCCAGGUUAUUUUGAUUGAUCAAUGUUGAUAUUGCCUCCACCUAUGCAGAAAGCAACCCCUCCAUGCCUUCUCAACCUGUGCAAUUCCUGUUAAUGUCUUUCCAGAAGUUCUCCAUAGAGGAUCUAUCCAUACAGUACACUGUAUGGCCUUCUUCUAGGGUUUUUUUUUUCCUUUUUUUUUUUUAAUAUCUUAUAAUCAAUGUAGCACUCAGGCUAUCCAUCUCUUGUCCUUCCAUCUUGCUACGUGACUAGCCCACAUUGUAUGUGUUGUCACCAAUGUUUUUUAUACUAUUUCUCAAGGGCAAGUCAUUAUUGACAAUAUGCUGCAACCUAAUUACUCUGUAUCUUACCAUUGCCCUUUAGUUUUUGUUAUAAGUUUGAUUCUAAUAAUUCUUUAGUGAUUUGCAGCCAUAUAAGCAUCAGUAGAAAUACUGAUGUUAAAAAUAUGGAUUUUGGCAACAUCAAACAGUUUGGGAUCUUUGAAAUUACUGCAUGAUUUCCCAAAUGUGAUCCAGCUGAGUCUUUUCUUCCUGCUCAAAUCUGGGCCAAGCUCAUUGUCUAGUCUUUUGAAAAUUGGCCUUUUACACCUCCUAAAUAUGUAAAAGUUCAUGUGUCCCAAAAGUUUGUAUUGAGUUCCUAAUGUAUGCUGAAUAUUAAAUCUGAACUUACCAGUCUUAAUCAGAAAGGACAUGUGAGAUAUUAGAAGUAUUAGUGUGUUCUUUAGGUUCUUUGACCUUAUGGAAUAUGUGGUCCUUAUUCAAAGUCAUACCAAAGGACAUUACUGGUCAUAAGAAUAUAAUAUUUUUAUGUGGUACCAUUUCUGUUUACCUAUGUCACAAUGAACUAGAGGUUUAGUUUCUGGCAUUUAAAUGUUUAUGACCUAAUGCAAUCAUUGGAAAAGUGAAAAACACCUCCCAGUCAUACAUCAGGGUACUUCAAUAAAUGUAUUAUUACCAGUUAUAGUUGUAUUUUUAUUUUGUGCAUAAAAGAAAAUGGAGAUAAACACCCUCCAAAUACCUUACUGUUAAAUUCUGCGACCUAAGAUGGGGUGGUGGGAGUGGGAACAGAUGGAAAAGAAAGGAAGUGGAUAAUAAAAAAAUAUUUAAAAGAUGAA
Molecule: messenger RNA, 6827 nt
Organism: Monodelphis domestica (gray short-tailed opossum)
Lineage: Eukaryota; Metazoa; Chordata; Mammalia; Didelphimorphia; Didelphidae
Gene: FBXO28
Product: F-box protein 28
Biological process (GO): protein polyubiquitination
Molecular function (GO): protein binding
Source: RefSeq, a predicted model, not a curated record